GUGUUUGUUCAAGCCCUAUAAAAGCAAAGGAAAGGAACUCCUCUGGUCAUUUCCAUUUCAAGUAGCAGCCGCAGCAAACGAAAUAGCUUAGACACCACUGACAAGGAUGCUUUGCAACUACUUUUCCGUUGUGCUGAUGUUGCUGCUGGCCGCGAGCGGAGCGACGCUGGCCUCUCUGCAGGACAAACAGAGCGACUUCGGCCUGAGGCUCUUCGCACGUUUGGCCGCAACGUCGGCAGAACGCAACGUGAUUUUCUCCCCGUACGGUGUUUCUUCCGUCCUGGCCAUGGCGCAACUCGGCGCGGCGGGGAACACCCGCAAGGCCAUGCAGGCCGCGAUGGGAUUUUCCCUGCAAGAGCGAGGAAUGUCUCGGCAACAGCGCCUCCUGCAGCACGACCUCAACGUCGAGGAAGGCUUGGAGAUGGCCGGCGGCGUCAUGGUGGAAAGAAAGCUGAGCCUGGACAAAGGCUACCGCCGGGCGCUAUCCAAGGCCUUCCGGAGCCACCCCCACCAAGUGGACUUCAGCAGGCCCCGGCAGGCGCUGGACAUCAUCAACGCAUGGGUCUCGGACCACACCGCCGGCGCCAUUCCCGAGUUCUUGGCGCGGGGAUCCCUGAGCGAUGAGACGCGCCUGGUGCUCCUCAAUGCGCUCCACUUCCAGGGACUCUGGAAGGUGCCCUUCGACCCCAAGCUGACGCACGAGCGGAUGUUCCACUGCGCCAACAGCAGCGCCGUUCCCAUUCAAAUGAUGACGCUCACCAACCGUUUCAACUACGGGGAGUUUGUGACGGCCAGCGGCGUGGACUAUGACGUGGUCGAAGUCCCGUACGAGAGCGACUCGCUGAGCAUGCUCCUGGUGUCGCCCUUCGAAGCCGACGUGGCGCUGAGCACGCUCGUAGGCGACCUGAGCAGCCAGAGGAUCCGGCAGUGGCGAGCUGAGCUCAGGAGUGUUCGCAGGCAGCUGACCUUGCCCAGGUUUACUCUGAAUUCGGAAGUCAACCUGAAGGCUGCGCUCAUCAGCGAGGGCCUGGCCAACAUCUUCAGUCCGGCCACGGCCGACUUCAGCCGCAUUACCACCGACGAGAGGCUCUGGGUGUCCAAGGUCCUGCAGACGGUCAAGAUCGAGGUCAACGAGCAAGGGACAACGGGCGCCGCGGCAACGGCGGCGGUGAUGUUUUCCCGGAUGGCAGUGGAAGAGCUGACUUUGGACCGGCCUUUUCUCUUCCUGAUCCAGCACAAACACACGGGGGCCAUUUUGUUCAUGGGCCAGUUCAAUCAUCCCGCUUGACGGGUCGACGCGCCUUCCGCCAUAUCCCACCGACGACUCCUGGACACCACAAGACAACUUUUCAAAACCAGGACUUGAUGACACUGAUGCACUUCCUCUUUCUGCUCGUUUUCACUCAUUGUCUUGUUGCCAUGCUGUGUGUGUGUGUGUGUGUGUGUUUGUGUUUAUAUUUAUUAAAAGAUAUAUAUAUUGUUUUAACUUCUUUCUUUGUGAAUGUUGAAAAAGGUGUCCAUCAUGAACGUCAAAGCCUCAAGGCAAUUUUUUUUCCCAAAAAGUCACUUUAUUUUUUUUAAAAAGUGCUAACUCUUUUAUAUUACAUUUUUUUUUUAAAAAAAUGGUAAAAUGAUAAAGUUAAAAGUAAAAAUAAGUCCUAAUAUUUUGAGAAUGGAGUCAUUUAAGUUUGAAAAUUCCAAUUUCACGUGGGGAGGGGGGAGCGGUAGCAAGUUAACCCUUUCAAUAUUUUAAUAGUUGUAUUUUUUUAAAGUAAUAUAAAUAGAGCCAUAUUUUUGGUAAAAAAAAAAAAAAAAAAGGUUCAAAUUAAGACUACAAUUGUAACUUUGUUUUAAAAAGGGGUCACAUUACAAGAAUAAAUUCGAACUUUUGACAAGAAACUUUUGUUACACUUGUGAACUCGAAAAAUGUGUGAAUGCUUUUAUUCCCCCCGGAGAGGAAAGUAACGGUUCACACAGAUGCACAAGGGACCUUCCCAUCCGACAAUGGACAGAUAC
This is a messenger RNA of Syngnathoides biaculeatus (alligator pipefish), 2016 nucleotides long. It is a transcript of the gene serpine1, whose product is annotated as serpin peptidase inhibitor, clade E (nexin, plasminogen activator inhibitor type 1), member 1. Gene Ontology annotation, biological process: negative regulation of endopeptidase activity; negative regulation of plasminogen activation; negative regulation of vascular wound healing. The transcript has 8 exons. Bases 107 to 1288 code for a protein of 393 amino acids. The record is from RefSeq and is a predicted model, not a curated record. NCBI's taxonomy places the organism in Eukaryota, Metazoa, Chordata, Actinopteri, Syngnathiformes, Syngnathidae. Gene Ontology annotation, molecular function: serine-type endopeptidase inhibitor activity.